AACGGAUAGCCGUCUCGUCCAUGGCGAUAGCACCAGAAUUCGCGGCCGACUUCGAGUCGAUUCCAGACGCACUCGUGGACGUAUGUUUGGCCGAUGACGUGCACCUGGUGGACACGUUUCUUCAUGAAGGGGGGUUGCAGCAUAUCGAUGGCUAUGGCAAACACGAGCGCACUGCGUUGAUGUUGUCGGCGGCAUGGAAUGCGAGCCUGGCCGUGGGUCUUCUAUUGCGGUGGGUUUCCUAAUUCAUACUUCAAAGCGAGGCGCCAACGUGCACUUGAAAGACCCCGACGGCAACACGGCGCUCCAUCUCGCCGCCGAGAACAACGCAAAGCAAUGCGUCCAAGCGCUCGUCCACGGUGGCGCGCUCCUCGAUGACCAGAACGCUUGGGGCUUCACGGCGCUGCAUCUUGCCGCCGCCGCCGGACACAUGGCAUGCACCAAGGAAUUGCUGGUGGCGGGGGCGCGCAUGGACCUCGCGACGGCGGACGACGGGGACACGGCGCUGGACUUGGCACUGAGGGAGGGAAAACAGCCCGUGGUGCUGCUGCUUCGGGGGUGGGACCCCCAGUGGUCGUCUCGAUUGUGUCUCCAUCGCCAGCAACCGGCCAUGCAAACGUGGACGGAAGCGCAAGUCGCCGACUUUCUACGGUCCCACGCCAUGUCUCAAUACGUUCCCGUGUUUUUACUCCACAACAUUGAUGGAUUGGCGUUGUCAGAGUUGACGGAGGCCCGGUUGGAGAACGAGCUGAACAUGGAUCGACCGAAACAUCGAGUGCGCCUUCUUGAAGCGGUCCUGUUCACCCAACUCCACGCCUCCUCUACCUCCCACCCCCCUUCGUCCUCGGGGGUCGCCGACAACGAUGCGGAUACAGCCAUCAAAUCGAAAACGACGAUGGAGUCGCUGCCCCCUGUAAGCCCCCCGCGCCGCCCGAGGCCUCAGUCGCCCUCGCCCUACUUGGCCCCACCAUGGCUCGAAUGAUGCUAGCAAUGUGAGUCCCUCGCGCCGCCCGAGGCCUCAGUCGCCCACGCCCUACUUGGCCCCACCACCAUGGCUCGCAUGAUGCUAGCAAUCGUCGAGUCCUUGAUACAAAAGUAGUACUGGCAAUCAAAAGUAACUGUGCAUACUAGUACUUCUAGGCGU
Aphanomyces astaci is the source of this 1141-nucleotide messenger RNA. RefSeq lists its product as hypothetical. Gene Ontology annotation, molecular function: protein binding. The transcript has 4 exons. Bases 194 to 979 code for a protein of 261 amino acids. NCBI's taxonomy places the organism in Eukaryota, Oomycota, Saprolegniomycetes, Saprolegniales, Verrucalvaceae. Gene Ontology annotation, cellular component: nucleus; cytoplasm. The record is from RefSeq and is a predicted model, not a curated record.